Molecule: messenger RNA, 1884 nt
Organism: Orbicella faveolata
Lineage: Eukaryota; Metazoa; Cnidaria; Anthozoa; Scleractinia; Merulinidae
Product: glucose-6-phosphate exchanger SLC37A2-like
Biological process (GO): transmembrane transport
Cellular component (GO): membrane
Molecular function (GO): transmembrane transporter activity
Source: RefSeq, a predicted model, not a curated record
ACCCACACAGUGAUUCAUACACAACAAAAUGGUGUCUUGAUUGUCUUGACAUCGUCUCGCGCUCUUAAAAUUGGCACGACAAUCUUUCGAUUUACCGUGGCUUGCGGUUUUUUGUCUAAAUUCUGGUAAUUUUAGCAUGAUUUCAAUGGAAGGCUACAGAGGCAGACAGAUAUUCUGCCUAUUCCUGACGUGGCUUAGCUACGCGUCGACUUAUUUGCUUCGGAAACCCCUGGGAGUGGUCAAGGCUGAUCUGGCCAAUAUUUACCAAUUAUCAAGAACAGAGCUGGGUUUUCUGGAUACAGCUCUUCUAUUACCUUAUGCUUUCAUGCAGAUUGCUUUAGCAUCUUUUGGUGACAAAUAUGGACCUCGAAGAGCAUUGGCUGCUUGUCUGUUAGGCUCAGCCUUAUCAAUGAUUUCGUUUGGUUACUGGAAGAGCAUAUUCAUAUUUGCCAUACUCCUUUUUUUGAAUGGAACAGCACAGUCCACAGCUUGGCCAAACUGUGUGAAGUCACUGACCAACUGGUUUUCUGACCAACAAAGGACAACUGUAUUUGGUUUGUUUGGCACCAGUAGCUUUGCAGGAGGAAUCUUGGGGACAGCAAUGGCUGUUCAGUUGCAAGCUAUGUAUACUCCAGAUAUGAAGAUGAUCUUUAUGAUUCCCUCUUUAAUUGUGGGUGGUGUUGGUGUCUUAGUGUAUUUGUUUCUUAACUCUCCCUCAGAACUUGCAGGGAGUUCAGAAUCUACUGCAGAAGUAGCUGACACCUCUGCUAAAACAGCAACAACAACUACAGCCAAACAGAAUCAGCUAACCUACCAACAACUUUGGAGUUUAAAAAUGGUUCCCGAGCUCUGCUGGGCAAGCUGCUGUGUGAAGUUAGUCCGAUACUGUAUGUACAUGUGGCUGCCUAUGUACCUUUACCAAGCGCUUAACUAUACUAAGGUCCAGGCAGGUUAUUUGUCAACGGUAUUUGAAAUUGGAGGAGUCCUGGGGACAGCCAUGUUAGGCGUCUUUGUGAAAAGAUUCCUCCAAGGCCGAGCCAUAUAUGGUGUUACCCUGGCUCUAUUUGGCAGUACUCUAUUCAUGGCUUUGUUUCAAUACACGGGUCACAUGGGACUCACGGUCAAUGCGCUCUUCAUGUUCAUGGCUGGAGCGUGUAACUGUGGCGUUGAUCCGUACUUGACUGGAUCAAUCCCUGCCGAGAUUGGAGAGCGAGAGAAUGCACAGGCAGCUGCUUCAGGACUUGUGAACGGUUUUGGCGGAUUAGGUCCCAUAAUUGAAGGUCCCAUCGUAGGGUGGAUCGCGGACGCGUACGGCUGGACAGGGCCCUUUUACCUGAUGGUGGGUAUGUCACUUCUAGGAUCCGUCACUAUGCUGAGAGCGUCCAGGAUCGACCAGUCCAUAAAACAGGCACAGUUCAUGGGGACAAUAACAUCAGAAACUGCGUGAUACUGUUUUGAAGCGGGAACAAGACGAACAAUAGUGUACUGUUUGAAGCUUGAUCAUUUUAAAAGAGAGGCAUUCUCAGACUGAAAUACGAAGGGUUUCAAAAUGCCUGUUAAGCGAAAUUCCGUGCUUAUAGAGUUGAGCUAGAAACGAGUAUCAGUCAGUAAAGAUACGUCCAUGGACAACAGGCAGAUUUGAAUCGGCUGUGGUCGUUUGUUGCCCUGGUUACUGCAGUUCUUCCCGCGCUUUUUCUGGUCACAGAAAAAGCCUUCCAGAUUCCUCCACAAAAGCGCGCUAAAAAGAGCUCUGGUACUCAGGCUACUAAAGGUUUCGUCGGCGCGCUUUCGUGGACUGGUUGCCCGGUGGGGUACUCCCAGAAGCAAUAUGGGUAUGUGCCGCUGUGAAGGGUAUGGUUUUCAGGCAGUUUAGUCUGGGAUGGG